ACGCGCCGGCGCGCUCGGCUCGCCCGGCGGCCGCGGCGGCGUCGACACGGUGUCCGACCAGAUCAAGAAGAUUUUCGAAUCUUGCCGCCAGGAUGAAGUUGUGUACAAGAAUAAGCUUGUCCUCAGGGAUAAAGUACGGGAGGCACUACGGGACCUGUACCAGCGCUGUGAACUGCACAUUGUCGGCUCGUCGUGCACGGGCUUCGCGUGCGACACGAGCGAUGUCGACAUCUGCCUGUUCCUGACCGAGUCGCGGAUCGACCAGCAGCACGAUGCCACGCGCAUCCUGACGGAGGUGGAGCGGCUGCUGGCCAAAGACCCGGACUACCGGAUGGAGCUGAUCCGCGCCAAGGUGCCGAUCCUGCGCUUCCUCUCCGUCUCCACCGGCAUCCAGGUGGACCUCAACUGCAACAACCUGGUGGGCAUCCGCAACACCCACCUGCUGCAGUGCUACUCGGGCGUGGACGAGCGGGUGUGUCCGCUGAUCGUCAUAGUCAAGCUGUGGGCGCAAUCGCACGACAUCAACGACGCCUGCCGCGCCACCCUCAGCUCAUACUCUCUGGUGCUCAUGGUCAUACACUUCCUGCAGUGCGGCGUGCGUCCGGCCGUGCUGCCGAACCUGCAGCGGAUGUGCAAGGCGAAGUUCCGGCCGGGCCAGCCGAUCCGCUCCAUCCCUAAGGACGACUGCGUGGCGCACGUGGCGUCGCGCAACACGGACAGCCUGGGCCAGCUGUUCCUCGGCUUCCUGCGCUACUACGCCUACGAGUUCGAUUUCCAGACGCAAGUGGCGUCCGUGAGGACGGCGUCGUAUCUCCACAAGUACCAGUGCCGCGCCGUGGUGGCGUACAAUAACGCGCCGGGCAUGUGGAAGUACGUCUGUGUCGAAGAGCCGUUCGACCUGACCAACACGGCGCGCGCCGUGCACAAGUACGAUGCGUUCGAACGCAUCCUGCGCGCCUUCGUCGACAGCUACCACGCGCUGGCCAACGCCGGCCACCUGGCCCAGGCGUUCGGCACCAAGGGGCGCGCACUGUUCGACGAUGAGACGUGCAAGGCGUAGCCCGCCCUCCCGACGGUGGCGCCGCCCGGGCGGCGGUAUCGCGAACUAGAUCUACCUGAAAUUAGCCGUGCUGCGCGGGAAUUUAUCAUGUAUUAUGUGAUCCCUGCACCUAUUCCGUGCGCGCGGCGCCAGGCGCCUGUGUGACCGAGUGAUACCGGCUGCUGUGACGAGAAGGGCCGCGUGAGGGGCGGGGCGUAAGAUGACUGCCUGGUGGGGCUGGCACUGAGGGGUAUCCGUGGUACAAAGACAAAUGUUGGACCAUCCACGCGCUGCUGCUGGGCGGUGUUGGCUCCGUGUUGCAGCACGAUUGUUUCGUUCUUCCAGGUUUUAGUGUCGAUUAUCGCUAAAUAAAAGAGUUUAUGU
This is a messenger RNA of Pollicipes pollicipes, 1423 nucleotides long. RefSeq names its product poly(A) RNA polymerase GLD2. Lineage: Eukaryota; Metazoa; Arthropoda; Thecostraca; Pollicipedomorpha; Pollicipedidae. Gene Ontology annotation, biological process: RNA 3'-end processing. The record is from RefSeq and is a predicted model, not a curated record. The transcript is spliced from 8 exons. Gene Ontology annotation, molecular function: poly(A) RNA polymerase activity. The coding region runs from base 332 to 1060 and encodes 242 amino acids.